CCAGAACGGGUCGUGGCACGAAAAGGCUUAAACCGGGGCUGCGUGUGUUCCUCAUAACUCCCCCGCUCCUUCCGGGCUAAGCUUCCACGUCUUCAAUGUGGGUCACAUAGAGAGGGCCCCACAACCUCGACUCCCCCCCCUCCCCCGAACGAGUUCGGCCUAAAAAGCCGCGGCGCUCGCGUGACUCGUCCUGCCGAGCCCCAGCGCGUCCCUCACCUGCUGGUAUCGGCCACCACCGCUGCUGCUAUUGCUGGCCUCGGCUGCCGCCGCCAUGGCACUGGGCAAGGACCGAGCGAGUGAGCCGAUUAGAAUUACUCUGGUGUGCCGGGUGCAGAGAGACCGGGCGGGGGCCCCGCUGGGGACGGCUCGCGCUGACUCCCCUCCCCCACUGGGCGCUGCCAGUGCUGGACUUGGGGGCGGAGGAGGGUGGCAGCCAGCUGGGUCACUCGCCGCUUCCGCCGCCGCUGCCUGCUCAAGCGCCAACCCCUUCUCUUCCUCCUCCCUUUCCUCCGUCACACUCCUCCUCCUCCUCUUCCUUCAGGCAGCUGCUCUUGUGCUGCUCCUCGCCAUCAUGGACCCGCAGGAAAGCCUCUGAGGGGAACGACCCUCGCACGCAUUCUUUGGAGACCAACCCCGUGGGAUGACGCGAGUCUUCACAUAAUGGGUCUUUAUAGUAUAGUGGCGUAGUGGUUAGAGUGUUGGACUAUGACCUGGGAGACCAGAGUUCGAAUCCCCACACAGCCAUGAAGCUCACUGUGUGACCUUGGGCCGUCAUUGCCUCUCAGCCUCAUGAAAACCCUAUUCAUAGGGUCGCCAUAAGUUGGACUCGACUUGAAGGCGUACAUUUACAUUUAGGAAGUUCUUAUGAUCUUACACUUCAUGUCAUAAUAAACAUCAGGAAAAUGUAAUUAGCAAACUAGCUGAUUGAUGAGGCCCCAGGAAUUACAUUUCUGAUGUGUCAAUUGACAUCCCAAGAAAACUGAAGAGGGCUCAAGAGAGAGGUUAGGAUGAAACUCAUCAUUCUAGAGAACUAUGCUCAGGCCAGUGAAUGGGCUGCAAAGUACAUUAGGAAUCGAAUAAUCCAGUUUAAUCCUGGUCCAAGCAAAUAUUUCACCCUUGGGCUUCCCACUGGAAGUACUCCAUUAGGAUGCUACAAAAAACUAAUAGAAUAUUACAAGAAUGGAGAUCUUUCUUUCAAAUAUGUGAAAACUUUCAAUAUGGAUGAGUAUGUGGGUCUUCCAAGGGAUCACCCGGAAAGCUACCAUUCCUUCAUGUGGAACAACUUCUUCAAGCACAUUGACAUCUCCUCUGAAAAUACUCACAUUCUGGAUGGAAAUGCAGUUGACCUAGAAGCAGAGUGUCAGGCUUUUGAAGAAAAAAUCAAAGCAGCUGGAGGAAUUGAACUCUUCGUUGGAGGUAUUGGCCCAGAUGGUCACAUUGCCUUCAAUGAACCAGGCUCAAGCCUGGUGUCCAGAACCAGAGUGAAGACCUUAGCUAUGGACACAAUAUUGGCUAAUGCCAGAUUCUUUGAUGGAGACCUCUCCAAAGUGCCCACAAUGGCUCUCACAGUUGGAGUGGGUACAGUCAUGGAUGCCAGAGAGGUUAUGAUUUUAAUCACAGGAGCCCAUAAGGCAUUUGCUUUGUACAAGGCUAUUGAGGAAGGAGUAAAUCACAUGUGGACAGUUUCUGCCUUUCAGCAACAUCCCCGCACUGUCUUUGUAUGUGAUGAAGAUGCCACGCUGGAACUCAAAGUAAAAACAGUGAAGUACUUUCAAGGUUUGAUGCUUGUUCACAACAAACUUGUGGAUCCACUCUACAGUAUAAAAGAAAUGGGAGCAGAAAAAAGCCAGUCCAAGAAGCCGUAUAGUGACUAGCCUCUUACAAUUCAGAGCAACUAGCUAAGCAGUCCUUAACAUCACAUGGAGCUGGUGGAGAGCAUCCUGCCCUGGCAUCUUGGGACACUUUUACAGCAAAACACAUUAUUGGAAAAUAUCUUUUUUUCAGUGGUGAGGUCGUUGCAGUGGAUGUAGCCACAUCAUGCUUUCUCCAACAGCAAAGCUAACCAAUGUCAGUUUACCACUAUUUUAAGAAAAUAAGACUAAAUGAGAAAACAAGAGGUCGUCUGCUCUUGACAGAUCAUGGUUUGUGAUAGACCAAGGUCUAUGGAUUAUCAAGAAGGAAUUCCGAACAUAUAUUAUCGAGUUAGAUCACAAAAAGAUGGUCAGUAACCGAGAAAGGAAGGUGCAAAAUGUGAAGUUUUUGCUACUAAUUUUUUUUACAUUAAAAGGCAUACAUGUGUUCCAAAACA
This is a messenger RNA of Rhineura floridana, 2308 nucleotides long. It is a transcript of the gene GNPDA1, whose product is annotated as glucosamine-6-phosphate deaminase 1. Gene Ontology annotation, molecular function: glucosamine-6-phosphate deaminase activity; identical protein binding. Gene Ontology annotation, biological process: N-acetylneuraminate catabolic process; N-acetylglucosamine catabolic process; D-glucosamine catabolic process. Gene Ontology annotation, cellular component: cytoplasm. The transcript has 9 exons. Lineage: Eukaryota; Metazoa; Chordata; Lepidosauria; Squamata; Rhineuridae. The record is from RefSeq and is a predicted model, not a curated record. Bases 1008 to 1874 code for a protein of 288 amino acids.